UAUCCAAAGUAUACAAAAUUGUGGCACUUUUUAGGAAACUCCCUUACCCGAUGCCCUUGUGAGGGAACGCGUCACAGAGAUGUUACACUACAGGCAAUAACACUUCUGACAGUUGUCCAAAAGUAAAAGUUGAACUUGGGAGGCACUUCAUGCGAAAUUUCACUCUUACGGCAGGAAUGUGACCAAAAUUUGUACGACGCUGUCAAAAUGUGCUGUCAUCUGUCACAAACCUGCACUUCGGCGUGGAGUAAAGUUAUCAUCACAGUAAAUAUCUGUAUCGACAUUUCUAUUCGAUGAAAAACUAAAAAGUACGGCGACAAGACUAACAAUGGCGGGUCGCUCAAGUCCUAAAGGCAGCACCGGAGACUUUGCCAAAAAAUGCCAAAGACGGCUGAGCAGAGGCAAAGAAAAGGUCCUGCAGAAAUUUGGGAAGUCAGAAGAGACCAGGGAUGAUCAAUUUGAACAUUAUGUACAAGAGUUUGACGACCAACAGGCUGAUGGCAACAAACUCUACAAAGACCUGAGGAAUUAUGUAGAAGCAGUCAGAGAUAUGCGAGAAGCCUCGAGACGUCUUUCGCAGUCCUUCUUCGAUGUUUACGAAAGCGACUGGGUGGGACAAGAAGACGUCGGCGCUAUAGUGGAGGGGGAGGACCUCCUCUGGAAUGACUACGAGGUGAAGCUGUUGGACCAGGCCGUUCGGACCAUGGAGUCCUAUACGGGCCAGUUCCUCGACGUCAGGGAAAAAGUGGCCAAAAGGGGGAGGAAACUGGUGGACUACGACUCAACCCGUCACCACCUGGAGUCUCUGCAGAUGGCGAAGAAAAGAGACGACAUCAAAAUUAACAAGGCAGAAGAAGAGAUGAAUGGUACCAAAUGUGUCUACGAAGGAAUCAAUAAUGAGCUGAAAAAGGAGCUCCCUGCGCUGCAUGAAAGCCGCAUUGGAUGCUACGUGACCGUCUUCUCUGCAAUAUCAAGUUUACGGGACAUCUUCUAUAAGGAAAUGAGAACACUCAACAUGGAUCUGCACAAUGUGGUGAAGGAACUGCAAGCCCAGCAUCCAGACAAAGUGUUUUCUGUCAAGGGAAUGCAGAGGUAUGGCUCCCUGAGGAGACGAACCCUGAUUUCCCCCAAGGCUUGGAAGUCCAGCUUCUCUGAGUUCCACAGGAGCUACAACCCCAAAAGUGGCCAAAGAUUUAGUUUCAGAUCCCCGGAGAAACCUCGCCACAGCACUCUGUCCAGAGAGAGUAGCGCCGUCGCAGUCUCUCCGCUGUCACCUCCUUUGGAGAACACCAAUUUGGAGUCGAGGGGCUCAAGCCGCAUCAAGAUACACGAUCUUUGUGAACAAGAGGAUGCUGGGGAAGCUGAAAACAAGCCCGUGUCAGAAAAAGAAGUCACCGAUCCCGAGAAGGGUGAGGGUUUGAAAGAAGAAGAAGAGGCUGGAGCCAAGAGUCCCGCAAAUUCGCAAGAGAAGCAAGUCGACCGUCCACCGAGCGAGAGCAGCUGCGAGCUCAACAACUCGUGUGACUCCGACAGUUUGGAGCUCCAGCUGACCGCAGAAGACGACGCUCCACUGCACAUCAACGACAUGGGCCACAGCCACGACGCUCCCAAGGCCAACGGAAUGGAGAACGGGGACGUUCCCGGGUUCGACUCUGAGGAGAUGGGCAAGGCAGCCUCGGCAGACUCCAAGAGCACAGAGGUCUAACCAGUCCACUGUGAGCAUCUGAGAGCGGAAGAGACGGAAACCAACGACUGCAGAAGAAGAAGGAGGAACAAGAUUUGAUGUCAUUGUUGUACACCCUCCUACAUACUCAGCAUCUAUUUUUUUUUUUAUUUUUGUCCACUUAUAGACAUAGAGCAUAGCCACAAUCAUGAUAUGUUGUAUUUUAAUGCUACUAUACUUGUUUUGUCACUCUUGAAUGAAGAUGUUAAUCCACAAUUCGAAGUAGGUAGCUCAUUAAUUCAUUUUCACAUAUCCAAGGGAUUCCAAUCAUUUUUUUUAAUUGAAAUUAAAAGAAUUGCGUUAAAAUGGCAUCCAUCAAUGUACAAGUAGUUCAAAUCUCAUCAUCAUGCUUCAUGUGUGGCAUUCGCAGGGUCUGUCUGUGCUUGCGUGGGUUUUCUCUACACGCUCCAGCUUCCUGCCACAUUCCAAAACUGUCCUUGUGAGUGUGAACAGGUUUUUUUCUUUGGUCCACGUGUUUAUCAGCAUGUUCCUUCACUUCACUUCCGGCCCAGAUUCGUUUGCGGAACCCAACCCUUAUGAGGACGAGCACUCGAGAAAAUGGAUGGUAGGAGUGCAGUAUUUGGCCACAGCCAGCAGAGAUGCUGCCAAAAAGAAGUACAACAUCACAUGAAUUAUGGAAAGUUUGGCUAUAGCACACCUCUCCUGGUCAACAUUAUUCUAAUGUAUCUCAAUCCAUCCAUCCAUUUUCUUAGCCGCUUAUCCUCACGAGGGUCGCGGGGAGUGCUGGAGCCUAUCCCAGCCGACAACGAGCAGGAGGCGGGGUACACCCUGAACUGGUUGCCAGCCAAUCGCAGGGCACAUAGAGAGCGGAGUGCCCGGAGAAAACCCACGCAGGCACCGGGCGAACAUGCAAACUCCACACAGGUGGGUCCGGGAUUGAACCCUGGACCUCAGAACUGUGAGGCCAACACUUUACCACGUGAUCCCCGGUGCCGCCAUGUAUCGCAAUGAUAUAUUCAAAUAAUGAUUUGUUUUUAUCCACUACUUGUCAUUUUACUUAUAAUAAUGUUAACAUUCCAUCAAUCUUCUUUUUAUAGUAACCUAUUCACAGUUUCUUUCGGCUUGUCCCGUUAGGGGUCGCCACAACGUAACAUCUCGGAUGAACGCUCAUAUUUGUUUGGCACAGUUUUUACGCCGGAUGCCCUUCCUGACGCAACCCCUCCUGGGGAGUGGAGGCCCCAGUGAGAUACGAACUCACGACCCUUGGUUUACCAAACCAAUGCUCUACCCACAUAUUCAGACAUUUGAUUGAUUUUGAAAUUAUGGUGGCCAAAAAGCUCGAAUGAUUUACGUCUAAAUAGUUUAUUGGCUGUUAUGUCUGAAAUAACCAGUUGCAGUGCUUGUUGGAUGAUUA
Messenger RNA from Syngnathoides biaculeatus (alligator pipefish), 3098 nucleotides. RefSeq names its product bridging integrator 2a (gene bin2a). Gene Ontology annotation, biological process: podosome assembly; phagocytosis, engulfment; plasma membrane tubulation. Gene Ontology annotation, molecular function: phospholipid binding; protein binding. The record is from RefSeq and is a predicted model, not a curated record. Gene Ontology annotation, cellular component: podosome; plasma membrane; cytoplasm. The coding region runs from base 329 to 1705 and encodes 458 amino acids. The transcript is spliced from 12 exons. Lineage: Eukaryota; Metazoa; Chordata; Actinopteri; Syngnathiformes; Syngnathidae.